This is a messenger RNA of Lactuca saligna, 1113 nucleotides long. Lineage: Eukaryota; Viridiplantae; Streptophyta; Magnoliopsida; Asterales; Asteraceae. The record is from the annotation of a GenBank genome assembly.
AUGAAAGUUGUUCCAGAGAUUCCGAUUCAGAAGGAAGUUCACAAUGAAGAGGAUGUUACAUCUCAACCAAAGGUUUUGGAGCCAGCAACUACGAACCCUGAGGUAACAUAUGAAAUCCCAACUUCUAUUCCAUUCACUGAAGAAUUAUUCCAAGACUUUUCUGUCCUUUCUCCCACUGUCACUAUCUCCACUCCUAUUAUAAUUGCUCCAUGCCCACCGGUGUUAUUGAGCCUUUCGCAAGCCCAAACCCCACUUUUCACAGAUUCAACAGCUACCACCACUACCUCAAAUGUUGAAACUCUAAUAACUGUCAACACAUCUGAUGCGGGGGCAGGAGCUUUGGUUUUCUCAGUCGGUCAUUCCACUCCACCCAUUUCUCCUUUCCAUCAGGAUGAUCCGGACAUGAUCUAUGGUGCUGAUGACGACGAGUUCAUAGAAUUCACCUACAGUCCAUUCAACAUUCGAACUGAAAGUGAUGACGAAGCUCCUGUCACAAGAGUGCAACUCAAGGCAAUCAAUGAGAAACUAGAUUUGUUGCUCCAAUCAUCUAAAGCAUCAUCCAGUGAAGACUAUUUGCAACCAACGAUCAAGUACUUCUUCGAGACCCUUACGAAAGAACAUUCUGCUAAACUUGAAAAGACGAACAAAGUGGUAGAUGCUUCUGCUUCAGUGUGCAACGAUACGACCGAAAAAGUUGAUAAACUAAUUACAAAUCCUCGCUUGUUCAUGGAAAAAUUCCAGAGCUCCUUCGAGUGCAAUACAAUAAAGGCUAAUGAAGUUAUUUCUAGCCUAGGCUCCACCCUUAAAACGGAGAAGGCGAAACUUGAACAGGUUCGUUGUGGCCCCCAAACAGACAAUGUCGAGCUCAACUCCUUUAUUUUAUCAAAGAUCACAAAACUUCAAGAUGAAUUGGCAGCCGAGAAUAAGAUAAUGGAUGCUCUCGUUGUAAAUACUAAAAAGCUAAGGCUAGUAUUCGCAAUGCUUCACAGACUGGAAGGUGUUACAGAAUUACGCUUGAUCCCAAAACAAGGGGGAGAAGGAGUGAAAAAAUCCAAGAAGAAAACCACCAAACCUUCGAUCAAGACCACUGUCAAGCCUAAAAGCGAAAAUUAA